This is a messenger RNA of Bacillus rossius redtenbacheri, 749 nucleotides long. RefSeq names its product small ribosomal subunit protein eS8 (gene RpS8). NCBI's taxonomy places the organism in Eukaryota, Metazoa, Arthropoda, Insecta, Phasmatodea, Bacillidae. Gene Ontology annotation, molecular function: structural constituent of ribosome. The record is from RefSeq and is a predicted model, not a curated record. Gene Ontology annotation, biological process: translation; maturation of SSU-rRNA from tricistronic rRNA transcript (SSU-rRNA, 5.8S rRNA, LSU-rRNA). The coding region runs from base 85 to 711 and encodes 208 amino acids. The transcript is spliced from 6 exons. Gene Ontology annotation, cellular component: ribosome; cytosolic small ribosomal subunit.
AAUACUUCUUUUAAUCGGUAUGGGACAGCUAUUAAGUAUGUAGUAUUCUUUGCCUAGUUCCGUCUUCUUUACCGUCGGAGUAACAUGGGUAUUUCACGGGACCAUUGGCAUAAGCGGCGGGCAACCGGAGGCAAGCGGAAGCCGCUCCGGAAGAAGAGGAAGUUCGAGUUAGGUCGGCCUGCUGCUAACACAAAGCUUGGCCCUCGAAGAAUACAUACUGUGAGGACACGUGGUGGCAACAAAAAGUACCGUGCGCUGCGAUUGGACCAGGGAAACUUCUCAUGGGGCUCUGAAGGUGCGACUCGCAAGACACGUAUCAUAGAUGUGGUGUACAAUGCCUCUAACAAUGAGCUGGUGCGUACGAAGACACUUGUGAAGAAUGCCAUCGUGGUGAUUGAUGCCACCCCCUUCAGGCAGUGGUACGAAGCCCACUAUGCUCUGCCUCUCGGCCGCAAGAAGGGCACCAAGAUUCCUGAGGCAGAUGCCGAGGCCCUGAACAAGAAGCGCUCCAAGAAGGUGGAGAAGAAGUACAAGGCACGGCAGAAGCUGGGCAAGGUGGAGUCUGCGCUGGAGGAACAGUUCCAGGCCUCUCGGGUACUUGCAUGCAUUGCAAGUCGACCAGGCCAGUGCGGUCGUGCAGACGGCUACAUCCUGGAGGGGAAGGAGCUGGAGUUCUACAUGAGGAAAAUAAAAGCAAAGAAGGGCAAAUAAUUAUAAUAUGUAAAUAAAAAGGUUGAAAUCCAAGGUUA